UUGUGUCUUAUUUUUAUAGACUAGAAAUGUUCAAGAUAACUUCACCGAAUACUCAGCAGUAACUCUAAGCAAAUUGGAAACUUUAGCAAGGCAAAGCAGAGAUACUGUUUUAGCUGCAGAAGCACAAAUUACUGCCUAUCGUUCAAAGGCUCAAGCUCUAUCGCAAAGACUGAGAGAUACGGAAGAGUUGCUAAGCGAAAGUCUACGUGACUGUUUGGGCGUGAGAAACGAAUUAACGAAAUUACAAAUCUCGAGAGGGCCAACAGACGAAGACGAUGCGUGUCGGACAUUCCUUAGGACGAUGAAUCUCAGGGAUGCAGAUAAACCAAAAUCUGCAGACAAGGCUUUUUUCCGCACAAUUGAUUUUGAUGGCAAUGAGACUGCCGUCAAGAAGGUACCUUUUCGCCAAACUUCUCCGAGAAGGCCGGAGGGUCCGUUUGAAUGCAUGUUUUGCAGACAAGGAUCAGAUCACAAGCAGUGUGUAGAGAAAAUAGGAGAGUUAAAUGCUACUAUUAGAAAAUUAAAAGUAGAAAUCAAAACUUCAGAAAAGGAUGCCAAAAAUGAAAAGAAAGUUGCCCUAGCCAACAAAGAGGGGGCUGAAAAAGCUUAUUUAGAGUUAGAAAGUGAAAAACAAUGUGCCAAGGGAACUAUUGCAGCUUUAGAGUCUAAAAAUGCAUCACUCUUAGAGGAGCUGAAAAUGCUAAGGAACAGACUAAAAAAUAUGGAGCGAUAUCGUCGAUGUGAAAUAGAAGGACUUCAAACUGACAUUAAAAAUCUCAAGACAAAGAUUAAAGACUUAGAGAAACAAUUAACUCGAGCCGUACUUAUAUUUGAAAAUGGCCAGAAAGAUAUGGAAUUGUUAAAAACAGUGCACACCACUGCUCAGCAAUCAAAGUCUACUGUGGUAGCUAUUAAACGCUUGAAAGCCCAACUAUAUGGUAUUGAAACUGACAUUAAACGACUCUGACGUAUCUUGUGACAAGGUUACAUUUUAUUAUUUUUAUUUUUAACCGACUUUUCAUCUAUGUAUUGGUGAAUUAUAUGUGUCAUUGUAAAAUAUCAUAAAUCAAUCAAGAUGUAAAUAUUUAAUGAUCUGAUGUUAAAUUUAUUUAUGUGA
Parasteatoda tepidariorum (common house spider) is the source of this 1117-nucleotide messenger RNA. The record is from RefSeq and is a predicted model, not a curated record. Lineage: Eukaryota; Metazoa; Arthropoda; Arachnida; Araneae; Theridiidae.